AUGAACAGAACAGGUACACGUGGGACAUUCCACCCGUCUCUGAGUGGCUCCGUCAGGACGGGGACGUGGCAGGACCCUUUGGAGCUGUCAGAGGAGGACAUCAAAGUUGCGAUCAAUUCCAUUUCUGAGAUUCAAUUUAUAUUGGAACAGUUUUACUUUGAAAUUGAAAUGGGAUUGACCCUGGAGGACAUAAGCAGAGAGGAUGCAGCUUUCACUGUACAGUGUGAUACUGUAGGCCUAGAUGUCUAACCCAGGUCGAGGUACAGGGGGAUACUUUGGUACAGAAGAUACUUAUUGCACAAAUGGUCCUAAAGCAGAAUUCCAAUAGUAGAUAAUAGUCACAAGUUACUCCGUGAUCAACCAUAAGCCUACAGAGAUAUUGGUUCCAGGCAGGCUUGGUUUGCCUCGUUCGACCAUCCUGACUUACAGAUCUCAUUCUGUUUCUCUGUAAACACAGCAGUCAGUCGGUUUCACCAGCCAAAGGCUGGGUUAGAGUUAAGGAGUUCUGGCGUUACCACACUUUCAAGGAAAGCCUGGAAGGAAAAAAGCAGGAAAGGCUGGAAUCGAUUUUAGGGUUAAAAGAGGCAGACAGGGUUAAAGCUGCAUUAUGUAACUUUUUGGGAGACCCGACCAAAUUCACAUAGAAAUGUGAGUUACAUAUCUGUCAUUCUCAUUGAAAGCAAGUCUAAGGAGCAGUAGAUAUGUUCUAUGUGCGCUAUUUCUAUGCUUCCCAUUCUUAAGUUUAGUUUUUGGGACUUUUACUUUGUUUUUUUACACCAGCUACAUACAGCUGAAAAUACAAUAUUUUUGCUUAUGGAAAAAUAUAUUUCACAGCGGUUUAGAUGGUACAAUGAUUCUCUGGUUAUAGAAAAGUAGUUUAGAUGGUACAAUGAUUCUCUACACUAUACUUUCUUGUUUUGUCACAUAAACAUUUCCCGUUUUUGCAAACGGGAAAUGACGGAGCGAUUUCUGCAUAGUGCAUCUUUACGGGAGGCCGGCCCGGGUUUAGGCUUGCACACAUCGCACCGAAUGUGGAUCUAGCGUUCCUCCGACCAUCAUUCAGUGGGCUGUGUUUUAGGAGACCGUCCGUUGCAGACGUCUGACUGCCAACAUGUUCGCGUAUGUCUACAUUUAAUAUCUGUGUGCACUGGGUGUGCCAAUCACUGCAGGUACUCUGUUCAGAGGUGCUCAGUACUCUCGCUAUUGUUGUGUCUGAACCCAUAGGGUUAAGGGAAGAGUUUCCAGGCAGGAAGGGUUAAAGGGAAACGAGCUGAUUGACAGGAAUGAUGUUCUAGAAGCUCGUACAGCAGAUCAGGAGUAAAUCAGUGACAGCAAACAGCAUGGGAACCUCUCAAAGGUUCUAUCUCUAUAGUAACAACAGGAUGGUACAGCAUGGGAACCUCUCUAAGGUUCUAUCUCUAUAGUAACAACAGGAUGGUACAGCAUGGGAACCUCUCUAAGGUUCUAUCUCUAUAGUAACAACAGGAUGGUACAGCAUGGGAACCUCUCUAAGGUUCUAUCUCUAUAGUAACAACAGGAUGGUACAGCAUGGGAACCUCUCUAAGGUUCUAUCUCUAUAGUAACAACAGGAUGGUACAGCAUGGAAACCUCUCUAAGGUUCUAUCUCUAUAGUAACAACAGGAUGGUACAGCAUGGGAACCUCUCUAAGGUUCUAUCUCUAUAGUAACAACAGGAUGGUACAGCAUGGGAACCUCUCAAAGGUUCUAUCUCUAUAGUAACAACAGGAUGGUACAGCAUGGGAACCUCUCUAAGGUUCUAUCUCUAUAGUAACAACAGGAUGGUACAGCAUGGGAACCUCUCUAAGGUUCUAUCUCUAUAGUAACAAACAGGAUGGUACAGCAUGGGAACCUCUCAAAGGUUCUAUCUCUAUAGUAACAACAGGAUGGUACAGCAUGGGAACCUCUCUAAGGUUCUAUCUCUAUAGUAACAACAGGAUGGUACAGCAUGGGAACCUCUCUAAGGUUCUAUCUCUAUAGUAACAACAGGAUGGUACAGCAUGGGAACCUCUCUAAGGUUCUAUCUCUAUAGUAACAACAGGAUGGUACAGCAUGGGAACCUCUCUAAGGUCAUUCUAAUUCUAUGGUUUUAUCUCUAUGACCACAGCAGGUGACUCUGGUAGCUGCGUAUAUAUUAUUUUUUUGGGGGGGGGGUUGUUGUAAGGAAUUAUAUUUAACUAUCAAUUUUUCGCUAUUGUCCCUUCAAAUAAUUGUAUUCAUUAUAACACAGGAAUGUAAAACCCCUCCACUGUUUUCGUAAUCUUAACCUAUCUAGUAAUUAUAGAAUAACCCAACGUUGGUAGCCUGUUCUGUUUCAUGCAACACUUUCUGCUGUUAAAUGUGUUGGAUAAAAUGUAUCGCUGAUCAAACGUUCUCAUGAGGCCCAAUGCGAAGCCACGAUAGCAAUCGAUUUAGACAACAUUUUUACAUGCAAAUCUGAUUGGACACAGCGUUUGAUUAUAAAAAAAUAAAUAAUAAUCAGCCUCAAUUUAACUUCCAGAGUUGCUUUUUUUUUCUUUUCUGAGGGCUAAUCAUGGACAAUUCCAGGGACAGCUCUAGCCGGGGACAAAAUGGAGGACGUCUGGUCACCCAACUCUCUUGGCUUCUAAUCACUAUGGUCAGAGCAGGAAGGUGGAGCAGUGGAUCCUGUCGGAUCUAGGGAUCCUGUCGGAUCUAGGGAUCCUGUCACUGGGCUAACGUCACAGCAGGGGCCCAGCAUCAGGGGCCCAGCAUCAGGGGCCCAGCAUCAGGGGCCUUCUGCCUGUGUGAGAAACACUGUGAUCAGAGAGAGCACGGCAUUAGUGUUGACAGCCAACCAUCCCACUAAUACUAAAGUAGAAUAUCACUAAUAUAAUAAUAGAAUAUAUACCAUUUUAGCAGACGCUUUUAUCCGAAGCGACUUACAGUCAUGCUUGCAGAACAUUCAACCACUAUCUACCAAUUGAGCUACAGAGGACCACUGUAACUCCUUCCUAUGGAUAGAAUAUGAUGCUAAUCCAACUGUUAAAUGGGCAGCUAGUCUCGAUCUCUAGCAAUGCUAUUUCUAUGAGUCAGCUGCCCAGGGCAGAGGCCAUCUGCUGAGCUGAUCAGAUAAUGACUGUCUUUAGGGGAAACCUUGAGACAGGCCCUGAAGCUAUUGUGAGUCAUUCUCUGAUACAGAGUAGAGCAAAGUGUUACAUUAUCUGAUAUAGACCAAAGCCAGCAAAAACAAACGAAAUGGUCCCUCCCCAAAGGAAAGGAUGCUUCCAGUAACCUGUCAGUCAUCACUGAGUGACAGGCAGAAACAGCCAGUCAUUAUCAGAUGUGAACCAAUAGCUUACUGACCCCCCCCCCCUAUCUCCUCUCCUAUAGGUUAAUGGCUUCUUCACCUUGUUGUUUGGCCUGGCCAGCAUCAACACCCUGACUGUCAUCAGUGUCACCAGAUACAUCAAGGGAUGCCACCCUAGCAAAGGUCAGAAUAACAUAUAAACUAUAACACAAAGGUAAGAAUAACAUAUCAACUAUAACACACAGGUCAGAAUAACAUAUAAAUUAUAACCUCCCGAGUGGCGCAGUGGUCUAAGCUGUGCCACUAGAGAUCCUGGUUCGAAUCCAGGCUCUGUCGUAGCCGGCCGCGACCGGGAGACCCAUGGGGCGGCGCACAAUUAGCCCAGCGUCGUCCAGGGUAGGGGAGGGGCCGGCAGGGAUGUAGCUCAGUUGGUAGUGGGUUCGAUUCCCACAGGGGUAUAAAAAAGAGAAUGUAAGUCGCUCUGGAUAAGAGUGUCUGCUAAAUGACAUAAAUGUAAAUAACACAAAUGUCAGGAUAACAUAUCAAUUAUAACACAAAGGUCAGAAUAACAUAUAAACUAUAACAGCUAAGCUAUCAUCUAAAGUAGGGUGACAAAAUGCUCGUAACUUCCACAGAAUUCCCAGGUUCUCCAGAAAUUCUGCUUUGAGGAUUCCAUUUCAUGAUUCCCUCCUGAUUCCAGGGAAUCUUCUAAGCGGGACUUCUGAAAAACCUGGGAAUUUUGGGAAAGUUACCAGAGUUUUGUAGCCCUAAUCUAUAGGUUAUGAUAUAGAGAGAGAGAGAGACAGACAGAGAGAGAGACAGAGUGGAGACAAAUUUGACCGCAAUAACUAGCGUGGGAUAUGCAUCAACAGCAACCUUGGGAAAAUCCUCUUAUCAUUAAUAGCAGACUUGUACAUUUCCUUAGUGAAAAAGAGAGCAAAUGUCAAAUUGGCAGUUAAAUUUGGCAAAAAACACACACAUUUAUUUCCACAGGGCCAUGGGGUGAGACAGGGAUGCAGUUUAAGCCCCACCCGCUUCAAUAUGUAUAUCAACAAAUUGGCAAGGGCACUAGAACAGUCUGCAGCACCCGGCCUCACCCUAGAAUCUGAAGUCAAAUGUCUACUGUUUGCUGAUGAUCUGGUGCUUCUGUCACCAACCAAGGAGGGCCUACAGCAGCACCUAGAUCUUCUGCACAGAUUCUGUCAGACCUGGGCCCUGACAGUAAAUCUCAGUAAGACAAAAAUAAUGGUGUUUCAAAAAAGGUCCAGUUGCCAGGACCACAAAUUAAAAUUCCAUCUAGACACCGUUGCCCUAGAGCACACAAAACACGAUACAUACCUCGGCCUAAACAUCAGCGCCACAGGUAACUUCCACAAAGCUGUGAAUGAUCUGAGAGACAAGGCAAGAAGGGCCUUCUAUGCCGUCAAAAGGAACAUAAAAUUUGACAACCCAAUUAGGAUCUGGCCAAAAACACUUGAAUCAGUUAUAGAACCCCAUUGCCCUUUAUGGUUGUGAGGUCUGGGGUCCGCUCACCAACCAAGAAUUCACAAAAUCGGACAAACACCAAAUUGAGACUCUGCAUGCAGAAUUCUGCAAAAAAUAUCCUCAGUGUACAACGAAAAACACCAAAUAAUGAAUGCAGAGCAGAAUUAAGCCGAUACCCGCUAAUUAUCCAAAUCCAAAUUAUAGAACCACCUAAAAGGAAGUGAUUCCCAAACCUUCCAUAACAAAGCCAUCACCUACAGAGAGAUGAACUUGGAGAAAAGUCCCCUAAGCAAGCUGGUCCCGGGACUCUGUUCACAAACACAAACAGACCCCACAGAGCCCCAGGACAACAACACAAUUAGACCCAACCAAAUCAUUAGAAAACAACAUUCUGACACAUUGGAAUUAAUUUACCAAAAAACAGAGCAAACUAGAAUUCUAUUUGGCCCUAAACAGAGAGUACACAGUGGCAGAAUACCUGACCACUGUGACUGACCCAAAAUUAAGGAAAGCUUUGACUAUGUACAGACUCAGUGAGCAUAGCCUUGCUAUUGAGAAAGGCCGCCGAAGGCAGACCUGGCUCUCAAGAGAAGACAGGCUAUGUGCACACUGCCCACAAAAUGAGGUGGAAACGGAGCUGCACUUCCUAACCUCCUGCCAAAUGUAUGACCAUAUUAGAGACACACGUUUCCCUCAGAUUACACAGACCCACAAAGAAUUGGAAAACAAAUCCAAUUUUUAUAAACUCCCAUAUCUAUUGGGUGAAAUACCACAGUGUGCCAUCACAGCAGCAAGAUUUGUGACCUGUUGCCACAAGAAAAUGGCAACCAGUGAAGAAUAAACACCAUUGUAAAUAAAUAAAAUAAAAUAAAAUAAAAUUGUAUUUGUCACAUACACGUGUUUAGCAGAUGUUAUAGCGGGUGUAGCGAAAUGCUUGUGCUUCUAGCUCCGACAGUGCAGUAAUAUCUAACAAGUAAUAUCUAACAAUUUCACAACAUAUACCAAAUACACACAAAUCUAGUAAAGAAUGGGAUUUAAGAAUAUAUACAUAUACCGUCAGGAGGCCACAGUGUUGAGUAGGGUGUAGUGUACCGUCAGGAGGCCACAGUGUUGAGUAGGGUAUAGUGUACCGUCAGGUGGCCACAGUGUUGAGUAGGGUGUAGUGUACCGUCAGGAGGCCACAGUGUUGAGUAGGGUGUAGUGUACCGUCAGGUGGCAGUUGGCCACAGUGUUGAGUAGGGUUUAGUUUUCCGUCAGGGGCCCCAGUUUGAGUAGGGUUUAGGUACCGCCCGGUUGGCCACAGUGUUAAAGUAGGGUGUAGUUUUACCGUCAGGAGGCCACAUUUGUUAAAUUAGGGUUAUUUUACCGUAAAGGUGGCCACAGUGUUGAUUUGGGUGUAUUUACCUCGGUUUGGCCACAGUUUUGAGUAGGGUGUAGUGUACCGUCGGGUUUGGCCCAGUGUUUGAGUAGGGUGUAGUGUACCGUCAGGGGCAGUUGGCCACAGUUUUGAGUGGGGUUUAGGGGAAACCGUCAGGGGGGGCCCCCGUGUUGAGUAGGGUGUAUUGAAAACCGUCGGGAGGCGGGGGGCCCACAGGUGUUGAGUGGGGUGUAGGGGUACCGUCGGGACCCGGGUUGGCCACAGUGUUGAUUAGGGUGUAGUGUCCCCGUCCGAGGGCCCCAGGUUGAUGGGGGGUUUUUGGAAACCGUCAGGGGGCCCCCAUUUUUUUAGUGGUUUUGUAGGGGUACCGUCAGGGGGGCCACAGUGUUAGUGGGGGUGUAGUUACCGUCAGGGGCUUUUGGCCACUUUUUAUUAGGGUGUAGUGUCCCCUUCAGGGCCACAGUGUUGAUUAGGGUUGAAAGGGGGUACCGUCAGGGGCAGGGGGCCACAGGGGUUGGGGUAGGGGGGGUAGUGACCGUCAGGAGGCGGGGUUGGCCCCCGUUUUUGAGUAGGGUGAAAUUGUACCGCCCGGGAGGCCACAGUUUUGGGGUGGGUGUAGUGAAAACCGUCAGGUGGCCACCGUUUUUAAAUAGGGGGUAGUGAAACCGUCAGGAGGCCACAGUGUUGGUGGGUUUUAGUGUCCGUCGGGUGGCCACAGGGGGUUAAAGAAAGGGUGUAGUUUACCGUCAGGGGGCCCACAGUUUUGAGUAGGGUGUAUUUAAAACCGUCAGGAGGCCACAGUGUUAAAGUAGGGUGUAUUUGAAACCGUCAGGGGCCACAGUGUUGAUUAGGGUGUAGGGGUACCUUAGGGGGCCCCACACCAGGGGUUUGAGUGGGGUGUAGUGUCCCUCAGGGGCCCAGGGGUUGAGUAGGGUUUAGGUCCCCGUCGGGGGGGCAUUUUGGCGGGAGAACUCUGCAGGCAGUGGCGUAGAGCAUACCCCCUCUGAGGACAGCCAACCAAACCCGAGACAAACGGCAUUUUUCAGGCGGCACCAGCAUAACAGGCUAUCAGGGGGAAAGGCCCGCUCCCACCUCCUCCUCCCCCCUCUUCCUCCUCUCCUCCUCCUCCCUUCACCUCCUUCACCGGCGAGCCCUCUGUUUCCCCUUCCCUUUUAUUUUCCCAGGGCCCAACCCAUACCCUUUGAAGACGGGGGGGGGGGGUGAAGAGAAGAAAAUAUUUUUGGCGACAGAGAGCACAAGAGAGAGAAAGAGAGAGAGUAAAGAGAGAGAGAGAGAGAAGAGACAGGGGAGAUGGGGAAAAGCCCGAAAAAGGGGAAGAGAGCCAAGAAAAAGAGAGACAAAACCCAAGACAGAGACUAGACGGGAAGAAACCUAGACAGAGAAAAGAGAAGGACAGAAAACAAUAGACAAGACAGAGGACCCCCACAGAGAGAGAAGAGACCAAUAAGACAAGAAGAGACAGGAGAGCCCAAGGGGGGAAAACAAGAGAGACAGAGAGAAGACAAAAGAGAGAGAAAAAAGAGAGAAGAAAAAAGAGAGAGAGGAGAGAGAGAGAUAGAGAGAGAAAAAGAGAAGAGAGAGAGAAGAGAGAAAAGAGAGAGAGAGAGAUAGAGAGAGAGAAAGAAAAGGAGAAGGGGAUGAGAAGAGAGAAAAAAGGAGGAGAAAAAUAGAGAAAAGAGAGAAAAACCCUUUUCCCUCUCUUUUUACUCUCUCCUCUCCCCCUUCCCUUCCCCCCGCUUUCCCCCCCCCCCACCCCCCCCAAUGCCCCCGGGGGCCCCGGUCAAAUUAUUUAAAUUUAGGGGCGGUUCAUUUGGUAGGGGACCCCGGGUAUUUUCCCGCCCAGGGAAACGAGAUAUGUUUUUUUUUUUUCCCCCGGUUUCCCCCUUCCGGGGCCGGGUUUUUUGGGGGGAAAAAUUACUGUUAUUAUUAAUGCCUUUUUAAACAAAGACUUCCUCGGGGAAAAUGAAAAACCAAGGGGGAGGGAGGGGGGGGGAGGGAAUUCUUAAAACAGGGGGAAUAAGGGGAAGAAAACUGGUCGGGGAACUUUAAGGGGGGGUUUGGGGUUUUCGAAGGGGGGGGGUUUAAACGGAUUUUGGGGGUUAAAAAUUUGGGACAAACUUGGGAAGGGUGGGAAAAAUUUGGGGUUAAAGGGGGGGAAGGUUUAAUUCUUUAAAUGCCCGGGGGGGGGUUUAAAUAAAAAAAAAGUUUUUUUAGUUAAAGAGGACGGGACGUUGGGGGGGAAUUUUUGGGGGGAGGGGGAAAAAAAAAACUUGGGGGUGGGGGGGCCUAAAAAAAGCUUUAAGGGGGGGGUUCAAAAUUGAAUUUCCAAAGGGGAAAUUGGGGGAAUUGGGGGGUGGGGGGGAGGGGAAAACGGGGAAAAAGGGGGGGGGAGGGGGAAAGGGGGAAGGGGGGAAUAAAUUAAACAGGGGGGGAUUGGGUAGGGGGAAAAAAAUUAAAAAAAAAAAAAGGGGGCCGAAAACAAAUUCUUUUAAAAGGUUUUAACAAUUUGAAAAAAUUUAAAAUCGGGGGAAACCUUUUUGGGGGGGGUUAAAUAAUUUGAAAUAGGGGGCACCUGGGGGGCAAUAGCCCCCCUAAAAGAUUUUGGGGGGGUGGGGGGUAGUUCCGGGGGGGAAAAGGGGGGGGGGGAAAUAAUGGCCCCCAAUUGGGGAAACAAAAAGGGGUAACACCAAACCCCCCAAUGUUAAACCAUUUAAUUUUUGGGUGUCAAUUUUAAAAAAAAACCCCUCUUUAACCAGGGGGGGGGGUUUUUUUAAAGGGGGAUUUCGUUUUUUGGGUUAAGUCCCGGGGGGCCCCAAGGGCCAAAAUUUUAAAACUUUUUUUUUUUUGCGGGACCGGCUUACCCGAAGGGCCGUUUUCAAAAAAAAUUUGGGUUGGCCCUUUCACCCCCUUUUUUUCUAAAAGGUUUAAAACAAAAGGAAAAGGCAAUAAACCCAUAAAAUUCCCAAAACAUUCACCAAGGUCAUUUUCAAAAACCGGGUCCCUUUUACCCUUUUGUUUUUAGCCCUUUAAAAAUUAAAGAAUUAAAAAAAUUAAUUUAAAGAGAGAGAAAGGGCCAAAAAUUGGUUUUAAUUUUCCCAUAAACCCUUUAAAAUUUGGGGGGGGGGGGGGGUUAGAAGGAAUAACUUUAGCCUAUCCCAGGUAUUCCUUAAAGAGGUGGGGUUUCAAAUGUCUCCGGAAGGUGGUGAGUGACUCCGCUGUCCUGGCGUUCGUGAGGGAGCUUGUUCCACCAUUGGGGUGCCAGAGCAGCGAACAGUUUUGACUGGGCUGAGCGGGAGCUGUGCUUCCGCAGAGGAAGGGGAGCCAGCAGGCCAGAGGUGGAUGAACGCAAUGUCCUCGUUUGGGUGUAGGGACUGAUCAGAGCCUGAAGGUACAGGGGUGCCGUUCCCCUCACUGCUCCAAAGGCAAGCACCAUGGUCUUGUAGCGGAUGCGAGCUUCAAUUGGAAGCCAGUGGAGUGUGCGGAGGAGGGGGGUGACGUGAGAGAACUUGGGAAGGUUUGAACACCAGACGGGCUGCGGCAUUCUGGAUGAGUUGUAGGGGUUUAAUGGCACAGGCAGGGAGCCCAGCCAACAGCGAGUUGCAGUAGUCCAGACGGGAGAUGACAAGUGCCUGGACCAGGACCUGCGCCGCUUCCUGUGUAAGGCAGGGUCGCACUCUCCGAAUGUUGUAGAGCAUGAACCUGCAGGAGCGGGUCACCGCCUUGAUGUUGGCGGAGAACGACAGGGUGUUGUCCAGGGUCACGCCUAGGCUCUUCGCACUCUGGGAGGAGGACACAGCGGAGUUGUCUACCGUGAUGGCGAGAUCAUGGAACGGGCAGUCCUUCCCCGGGAGGAAGAGCAGCUCCGUCUUGCCAGGGUUCAGCUUGAGGUGGUGAUCCGUCAUCCAUACUGAUAUGUCUGCCAGACAUGCAGAGAUGCGAUUCGCCACCUGGUUAUCAGAAGGGGAUCAUCCCAGAAGGGGGAAACAAUCAACAAUCAAUCAUUUAUCUUCUCACUGAAUACAAAACCUACAUGUACUUUGUCAAGAAAGGUUAUUUUCAGUGGGAGUGAUUUACAAGUGCUGCCCGUGUGUGCGCCUGAAAAAAAAAAAAAAGAGACUCAUUGUUCAUAAAAAUGUCACAGUCUGACAUUCAUAACUGGGGUGGAAAGAAUUCUGGACUUUUAAAAGAGCCAGCCUCCCUCCAACUUUUCCUGUUGCGUGUUUGCGGAGGAAUGACAUUUGGAGAUCAGAGCCCUUUUAGAGAGGGUGACACACUGAUCUAGGAUCAGCGACUACACACAAAAAACAAAUAGAUCUAUAUAGCACCAGAUAAGGGUUAUUUGGCUUGUAACCAUAGCAGAUCCUUUUUGGUGCUAUAUAGAACCUUUUUUGAAGGUUCUAUAAAGAACCAUGCUCAUAAGGUUCUAAAUGGAAACAUUUAUGAUGCUAUAAAGAACUUUCCUAAGGUUCUAUAAAGAACUAUUAAAAAAGGUUCUAUAUAGCAGCAAAAAGGGUUCCGCUAUGGUUACAACCCUUUUUAAUGGUUCUUUAUAGAACCUUUAACCGUUCUCAAUCACAAAGGUUCUACAAAUAACUUUUUGAAGAACCAUACAGGCUUUGUUAUUCAGGUUAGCCAUAUUAUUUUGUAGAAAUUCCAUAAGCAUUUAUAUUGUGUUAAUUGACGAGUUGAAUCAGGUGUGAUGUUAUGUUUGAUGCCGGAGCUCCGAGGCACGCGUUGAAAUCGAUAAGCAGUGUACUUCGAAGCAGUGUGCCGAUGCCUGUAUCACUUUAUCAGAAGCACGUGAUGAAUGACGUCCGAAGCUUCGUUUCGUCGAACAACCACCUGAUUGGUUUGGUAUUGGUUUGAUAGAAGACAUAAAACUAUACACGUGCUACGGGGGUGUGGGACGUCUUCUAUAAUAAAUUGGCUGCUCAAAAUUAUUUUGUCCAGCAGGUGCCACUAGUGUUCACUGGUGUUGAUCAAAGCCUCAAGUAAUGAACCUAUUUUCAACACAAUUGGCUGGAAAACCUCAAAUGCUUCAGGAAGCUGUUUCCCCAUUACUAGUGCUAGCUAUGGAAUGGCUGGGUGUCCCUACAGAGAUAAUUGAGAUCCUCUGAUUUGGUCAACAAUUCCCAUUUCACACAAGGCCAUAUGUGAGUCUUUCAGAAGACACCGUCACUGGCCAUAGUCAUAUAUCAUAUAUAAUGGCAUAACACAACUGAUAAGAUCAACUGGAACGACACUCUCUCUCUCACGGUUGCACAAAAAGAUCUCUGCGCAAACCACGCCCCAAAAUAUUAGAAUGAGCUUCCGCCUCUACAUUUUAAUUAUCACUGAAAGAGCAAAGAACCCUUUUCAGAACUGCAAAGAACCAUUAAAGAGCUCAAAGGGUUAUUUUAGUCAUUAUGGUUCCACAUAGAACCAUCACCCUUCCCAUAGAACCCUUGAGGAACCCUCUUUUCCAAGUGUGUAUGGCCGUGGCAUAAGGUUCUUAACAUAUCUUUAGCAUGUCUGAAACAUCUCCUCUUAAAAAAUGUUCUUAGCAUGUCUUUCUGAGCAGAAAAUAGCCCAUUAUGAUAUUUUGAGCCAACAGCAACAAAAUCUUAAAAUUAAAUAUUUAAUUGACAAUAUGUUGAGGUUGACUGCAGGAUUAUAUGGAAAUGUUGAGGGUGACUGCAGGAUUAUAAGGAAAUGUUGAGGGUGACUGCAGGAUUAUAUGGAAAUAUUGAGGGUGACUGCGGGAUUAUAGGGAAAUGUUGAGGGUGACUGCAGGAUUAUAAGGGAAUGUUGAGGGUGACUGCGGGAUUAUAGGGGAAUGUUGAGGGUGACUGCAGGAUUAUAGGGAAAUGUUGAGGGUGACUGCAGGAUUAUAUGGAAAUAUUGAGGGUGACUGCGGGAUUAUAGGGAAAUGUUGAGGGUGACUGCAGGAUUAUAGGGAAAUGUUGAGGGUGACUGCAGGAUUAUAGGGGAAUGUUGAGGGUGACUGCGGGAUUAUAGGGAAACUAUGCCUCAAACCAUGUUAUAUGAAGGGUGUGGUUUGACUGGAACACAAACACACUCAUUGCAUCUCUGUCCUGUGUCUGUCUGUCUGUCUGUCUGUCUGUCUGUCUGUCUGUCUGUCUGUCUGUCUGUCUGUCUGUCUGUCUGUCUGUCUGUCUGUCUGUCUGUCUGUCUGUCUGUCUGUCUGUCUGUCUGUCCUGUGUCUGUCUGUCUGUCCUGUGUCUGUCUGUCUGUGUGUGUCUGUCCUUCUGUCCUGUGUCUGUCUGUCUGUCCUGUGUCUGUCUGUCUGUCUGUCUGUCUGUCCUGUGUCUGUCCUGUGUCUGUCUGUCUGUCCGUGUGUGUGUGUGUGUCCCUCUCUGUCCUGUUUCCAGCCUACUGCAUCAGUUUGAGCACCAUUUGCAUCUCUCUGAUGUUCAUCUGGGUCGGGGCUUUCUUCUGGUCUGUGGCUCCACUGCUGGGCUGGGGCAGCUACACAGGUUAGUGUCUCCGUCCAUCCAUUCAUUCAUCCAUCCAUCCAUUAAUCCAUCCAUUUAUCCAUCCAUUCAUUCAUCCAUCUAUCCAUUAAUCCAUCCAUUUAUCCAUCCAUUCAUUCAUCCAUCCAUCCAUCCAUUCAUCCAUCCAUCCAUUCAUAUAUCCGUUCAUCCAUCAAAGCACUGCUCUAAGCCAUCCAUUUAUAUAUCCUUCCAUUCAUCCAUCCAUCCAUUAAUUCAUCCAUCCAUCCAUCCAUUAAUCCAAUCCAUCCAUUCAUAUAUCCGUUCAUCCAUCGAAGCACUGCUCUAAGCCAUCCAUUCAUAUAUCCUUCCAUUCAUCCAUCCAUCCAUUAAUUCAUCCAUCCAUCCAUCCAUUAAUCCAUCCAUCCAUUCCCCUAUCUCUAGCUCCAGACGGUGGGUACGGGAACUGUGAGGUGGACUGGUCCAGGGCUAACUACUCCACCAUCUACAAGUCCUACAUCAUCUCCAUCCUCAUCUUCUGCUUCUUCAUCCCAGUCACGGUCAUGGUCUUCUCCUACGUCUCCAUCAUCAGUACCGUGAAGAGCAGCAACGCCAUGUCAGCUGACGGGUACCUCUCAUCCAGACAGAGGAAAGUGGAACGAGACGUCACUAGGGUGAGUCAAUUAACCAACCAACCAGCCGACCAACCAAUCAAUCAAUUAACCAACCAAAUCAAAUCAAAUCGUAUUUGUCACACGCGCCGAAUACAACAGGUGAAGACCUUACAGUGAAAUGCUUACUGACAAGCUUUAAUCAACAAUGCAGUUUUAAGAACAAUAGAAAAAUAACAAGUAAUUAAAGAGCAGCAGUAAAAUAAAAUAACAAUAGCGAGGCUAUAUACAGGGGGUACCGGUACAGAGUCAAUGUGCGGGGGCACCGGUUAGUCGAGGUAAUUGAGGUAAUAUGUACAUGUGGGUAGAGUUAAAGUGACUAUGCAUAAAUAAUAAGCAGAAGAGUAGCUGUUCAGGAGUCUUAUGGCUUGGGGGUAGAAGCUGUUGAGGAGCCUUUUGGACCUAGACUUGGUGCUCCGAUACCCCUUGCCGUGCGGUAGCAGAGAGAACAGUCUAUGACUAGGGUGGCUGGAGUCUUUGACAAUUUUUAGGGCCUUCCUCUGACACCACCUGGUAUAGAGGUCCUGGAUGGCAGGAAGCUUGGCCCCAGUGAUGUACUGGGCCGUACGCACUACCCUCUGUAGUGCCUUGCAGUCGGAGGCCGAGCAGUUGCCAUACCAUUUACAUUUACAUUUACGUCAUUUAGCAGACGCUCUUAUCCAGAGCGACUUACAAAUAGGCGCAUUCACCUUAUAGCCAGUGGGAUCACCACUUUACAAAGUUUUUUUUUUUUUUUGGGGGGGGGGGUUGGGGUUUGGGUUGGGGUAAGGGGGGGAUAGAAGGAUUACUUUAUCCUAUCCCAGGUAUUCCUUAAAGAGGUGGGUUUUCAAAUAUCUCCGGAAGGUGGUGAGUGACUCCGCUGUCCUGGCGUCGUGAGGGAGCUUGUUCCACCAUUGGGGUGCCAGAGCAGCGAACAGUUUUGACUGGGCUGAGCGGGAACUAUGCUUCCGCAGAGGUAGGGGAGCCAGCAGGCCAGAGGUGGAUGAACGCAAUGCCCUCGUUUGGGUGUAGGGACUGAUCAGAGCCUGAAGGUACAGAGGUGCCGUUCCCCUCACAGCUCCGUAGGCAAGCACCAUGGUCUUGUAGCAGAUGCGAGCUUCAACUGGAAGCCAGUGGAGUGUGCGGAGGAGCGGGGUGACGUGAGAGAACUUGGGAAGGUUGAACACCAGAUGGGCUGCGGCAUUUUGGAUGAGUUGUAGGGGUUUAAUGGCACAGGCAGGGAGCCCAGCCAACAGCGAGUUGCAGUAAUCCAGACGGGAGAUGACAAGUGCCUGGAUUAGGACCUGUGCCGCUUCCUGUGUAAGGCAGGGUCGUACUCUCCGAAUGUUUGUAGAGCAUGAACCUACAGGAUCUGGUCACCGCCUUGAUGUUAGCGGAGAACGACAGGGUGUUGUCCAGGGUCACGCCAAGGCUCUUCGCACUCUGGGAGGAGGACACAACAGAGUUGUCAACCGUGAUGGCGAGAUCAUGGAACAGGCAGUCCUUCCCCGGGAGGAAGAGCAGCUCCGUCUUGCCAAGGUUCAGCUUGAGGUGGUGAUCCGUCAUCCAUACUGAUAUGUCUGCCAGACAUGCAGAGAUGCGAUUCGCCACCUGGUUAUCAGAAGGGGGAAAGGAGAAGAUUAGUUGUGUGUCGUCAGCGUAGCAAUGAUAGGAGAGGCCAUGUGAGGAUAUGACAGAGCCAAGUGACUUGGUGUAUAGGGAGAAUAGGAGAGGGCCUAGAACUGAGCCCUGGGGGACACCAGUGGUGAGAGCACGUGGUGCGGAGACAGCUUCUCGCUACGCCACUUGGAAGGAGCGACUGGUCAGGUAGGACGCAAUCCAAGAGUGAGCCGCGCCGGAGAUGCCCAGCUCGGAGAGGGUGGAGAGGAGGAUCUGAUGGUUCACAGUAUCAAAGGCAGCAGACAGGUCUAGAAGGACAAGAGCAGAGGAGAGAGAGUUAGCUUUAGCAGUGCGGAGAGCCUCCGUGACACAGAGAAGAGCAGUCUCAGUUGAAUGACCAGUCUUGAAACCUGACUGGUUUGGAUCAAGAAGGUCAUUCUGAGAGAGAUAGCAAGAGAGUUGGCUAAAGACGGCACGCUCAAUAGUUUUGGAGAGAAAAGAAAGAAGGGAUACUGGUCUGUAGUUGUUGACAUCAGAGGGAUCGAGUGUUGGUUUUUUGAGAAGGGGUGCAACUCUCGCUCUCUUGAAGACGGAAGGGACAUAGCCAGCGGUCAAGGAUGAGUUGAUCAGCGAGGUGAGGUAAGGGAGAAGGUCACCGGAGAUGGUCUGGAGAAGAGAGGAGAGGAUAGGGUCAAGCGGGCAGGUUGUUGGGCGGCCUGCCGUCACAAGUCGCAAGAUUUCAUCUGGAGAGAGAGGGGAGAAAGAAGUCAAAGCAUAGGGUUAGGGCAGUGUGAGCAGGACCAGCAGUGUCAUUUGACUUAACAAACGAGGAUCGGAUGUCGUCAACCUUCUUUUCAAAAUGGUUGACGAAGUCAUCCACAGAGAGGGGGGGGGGGGGGGGGGGGGAUUCAGCAGGGAGGAGAAUGUGGCAAAGAGCUUCCUAUGGUUAGAGGCAGAUGCUUGGAAUUUAGAGUGGUAGAAAGUGGCCUUAGUAGCAGAAACAGAUGAAGAAAAUGUAGAGAGGAGGGAGUGAAAAGAUGCCAGGUCCGCAGGGAGUCUAGUUUUCUUCCAUUUCUGCUCAGCUGCCCGGAGCUCUGUUCUGUGAGCUCGCAAUGAGUCAUCAAGCCACGGAGCUGUAGGGGAGGACCGAGCCGGCCGGGAGGAUAGGGGACAUAGAGAGUCAAAGGAUGCAGAAAGGGAGGAGAGGAGGGUUGAGGAGGCAGAAUCAGGAGAUUGGAGGGAGAAGGAUUGAGCAGAGGGAAGAGAUGAUAGGAUGGAAGAGGAGAGAGUAGCGGGAGAGAGAGAGUGAAGGUUGCGACGGCGCAUUACCAUCUGUGUAGGGGCAGAGUGAGUAGUGUUGGAGGAGAGCGAGAGAGAAAAGGAUACAAAGUAGUGGUCGGAGACAUGGAGGGGAGUUGCAGUGAGAUUAGUAGAAGAACAGCAUCUAGUAAAGAUGAGGUCAAGCGUAUUGCCUGCCUUGUGAGUAGGGGGGGACGGUGAGAGGGUGAGGUCAAAAGAGGAGAGGAGUGGAAAGAAGGAGGUAGAGAGAAAUGAGUCAAAUGUAGACGUAGGGAGGUUGAAAUCCCCCAGAACUGUGAGGGGUGAGCCAUCCUCAGGAAAGGAACUGAUCAAGGCGUCAAGCUCAUUGAUGAACUCUCCAAGGGAACCUGGAGGGCGAUAGAUGACAAGGAUAUUAAGCUUAAAUGGGCUAGUGACUGUGACAGCAUGGAAUUCAAAUGAGGAGAUAGACAGAUGGGUCAGGGGAAAAAUUUAGAAUGUCCACUUGGGAGAGAUGAGGAUUCCUGUGCCACCACCCUGCUGACCAGAUGCUCUCGGGGUAUGCGAGAACACAUGGUCAGACGAGGAGAGAGCAGUAGGAUUAGCAGUGUUUUCAGUGGUAAUCCAUGUUUCCGUCAGCGCCAAGAAGUCGAGGGACUGGAGGGUAGCAUAGGCUGAGAUGAACUCUGCCUUGUUGGCAGCAGAACGGCAGUUCCAGAGGCUGCCUGAGACCUGGAACUCCACGUGGGUGGUGCGUGCAGGGACCAGGCAGUGAUGCAACCAGUCAGGAUGCUCUCGAUGGUGCAGCUGUAGAAACUUUUGAGGAUCUGAGGACCCAUGCCAAAUCUUUUCAAUCCAUGAGGGGGAAUAGGCUUUGUCGUGCCCUCUUCACGACUGUCUUGGUGUGUUUGGACCAUGAUAGUUUGUUGGUGAUGUGGACACCAAGGAACUUGAAGCUCUCAACCUGCUCCACUACAGCCCCGUCAAUGAGAAUGUGGGUGUGCUCGGUCCUCUUCUUUUUCCAGUAGUCCACAAUCAUCUCCUUUGUCUUGAUCACGUUGAGGGAGAGGUUGUUAUCCUGGCACCACACGGCCAGGUCUCUGACCUCCUCCCUAUAGGCUGUCUCAUCGUUGUCGGUGAUCAGGCCCUUCCACUGUUGUGUUGUCAGCUAAAUUAAUGAUGGUGUUGGAAUUGUGCCUGGCCAUGCAGUCAUGAGUGAACAGGGAGUACAGGAGGGGACUGAGCAUGCACCACUGAGGGGCCCCCGUGUUGAGGAUCAGCGUGGCAGAUGUGUUGUUACCUACCCUUACCACCUGGGGGUGGCCCGUCAGGAAGUCCAGGAUCCAGUUGCAGAGGGAGGUGUUUAGUCCCAGGGUCCUUAGCUUAGUGAUGAGCUUUGAGGGCACUAUGGUGUUGAAGCUGUAGUCAAUGAAUAGCAUUCUCACAUAGGUGUUCCUUUUGUCCAUUUGGUAAAGGGCAGUGUGGAGUGCAAUAGAGAUUGCAUCAUCUGUGGAUCUGUUGGGGCGGUAUGCAAAUUGGAGUGGGUCUAGGGUUUCUGGGAUAAUGGGAUAACCCUAACCCAACCAAUCAACCAACCAACCAGCCAACCAACCAACCAACCAACCAAUCAACCAGCCAGCCAACCAACCAACCAACCAAUCAACCAACCAACCAACCAACCAGCCAACCAACCAACCAACCAACCAACCAAUCAACCAACCAACCAAUUAAUACAUUCAAUCAAUAACAUUUAGUUAGAGGACCUAUUUACAUCAACAGAACCGAAACAGAAAGUGAUUUAAAAAUAACCCAGCCUAGACCGCAAAAGGUUCAAAUCAAAUGAAAAAUAUUUGUCACAUGCAAACAACAGGUGUAGACUAACAGUGAAAUGCUAACUGACGGUCCCUUCCCAACAAUGCAGAGAGAAAAACAGAAAAAUAAUAACACAAGGAAUAAAUACACGAUGAGUAACGAUAACUUGGCUAUAUACAGUACAUGGGGUACCAGUACCGAGUCGAUGUGCAGGGGGACGAGGUAAUGGAGGUAGAUAUGUACAUAUACUGUAGGUAGGGGUAAAGUGACUAGGCAACAGGAUAGAUAAUAGACAGUAGCAGCAGUAUACUGAAGGUAGGGGUAAAGUGACUAGACAACAGGAUAGAUAAUAGACAGUAGCAGCAGUAUACUGUAGGUAGGGGUAAAGUGACUAGGCAACAGGAUAGAUAAUAGACAGUAGCAGCAGUAUACUGUAGGUAGGGGUAAAGUGACUAGACAACAGGAUAGAUAAUAGACAGUAGCAGCAGUAUACUGUAGGUAGGGGUAAAGUGACUAGACAACAGGAUAGAUAAUAGAACAGUAGCAGCAGUAUACUGUAGGUUAGGGGUAAAGUGACUAGGCAACAGGAUAGAUAAUAGACAGUAGCAGCAGUAUACCGUAGGUAGGGGUAAAGUGACUAGACAACAGGAUAGAUAAUAGACAGUAGCAGCAGUAUACUGUAGGUAGGGGUAGAGUGACUAGACAACAGGAUAGAUAAUAGACAGUAGCAAGCAGUAUACUGUAGGUAGGGGUAAAGUGACUAGGCAACAGGAUAGAUAAUAGACAGUAGCAGCAGUAUACUGUAGGUAGGGGGUAAAGUGACUAGGCAACAGGAUAGAUAAUAGACAGUAGCAGCAGUAUACUGUAGGUAGGGGUAAAGUGACUAGACAACAGGAUAGAUAAUAGACAGUAGCAGCAGUAUACUGUAGGUAGGGGUAAAGUGACUAGGCAACAGGAUAGAUAAUAGACAGUAGCAGCAGUAUACUGUAGGUAGGGGUAAAGUGACUAGACAACAGGAUAGAUAAUAGACAGUAGCAGCAGUAUACUGUUGGUAGGGGUAAAGUGACUAGACAACAGGAUAGAUAAUAGACAGUAGCAGCAGUAUACUGUAGGUAGGGGUAAAGUGACUAGACAACAGGAUAGAUAAUAGACAGUAGCAGCAGUAUACUGUAGGUAGGGGUAAAGUGACUAGACAACAGGAUAGAUAAUAGACAGUAGCAGCAGUAUACUGUAGGGAGGGGUAAAGUGACUAGACAACAGGAUAGAUAAUAGACAGUAGCAGCAGUAUACUGUAGGUAGGGGUAAAGGGACUAGACAACAGGAUAGAUAAUAGACAGUAGCAGCAGUAUACUGUAGGUAGGGGUAAAGUGACUAGACAACAGGAUAGAUAAUAGACAGUAGCAGCAGUAUACUGUAGGUAGGGGUAAAGUGACUAGACAACAUGAUAGAUAAUAGACAGUAGCAGCAGUAUACUGUAGGUAGGGGUAAAGUGACUAGGCAACAGGAUAGAUAAUAGACAGUAGCAGCAGUAUACUGUAGGUAGGUGUAAAGUGACUAGACAACAGGAUAGAUAAUAGACAGUAGCAGCAGUAUACUGUAGGUAGGGGUAAAGUGACUAGACAACAGGAUAGAUAAUAGACAGUAGCAGCAGUAUACUGUAGGUAGGGGUAAAGUGACUAGACAACAGGAUAGAUAAUAGACAGUAGCAGCAGUAUACUGUAGGGAGGGGUAAAGUGACUAGGCAACAGGAUAGAUAAUAGACAGUAGCAGCAGUAUACUGUAGGUAGGGGUAAAGUGACUAGGCAACAGGAUAGAUAAUAGACAGUAGCAGCAGUAUACUGUAGGUAUGGGUAAAGUGACUAGACAACAGGAUAGAUAAUAGACAGUAGCAGCAGUAUACUGUAGGUAGGGGUAAAGGGACUAGACAACAGGAUAGAUAAUAGACAGUAGCAGCAGUAUACUGUAGGUAGGGGUAAAGUGACUAGACAACAGGAUAGAUAAUAGACAGUAGCAGCAGUGUAUGUGAUGAGUCAAAAGAGUUAGUGCAAAAGGGGAUCAAAGCAGAUAGAGAUUGAGUCAUCUGUGGAUCUGUUGGGGCGGUAUGCGAAUUGGAAUGGGUCUAGGGUGUCUGGGAUGAUGGUGUUGAUAUGAGCCAUGACCAGCCUUUCAAAGCAUGUCAUGGCUACAGAUGUGAGUGCUACGGGGCGAUAGUCAUUUAGACAGGUUGCCUUGGCGUUAUUGGGCACAAGGACUAUGGUGGUCUGCUUGAAACAUGUUGGUAUUACAGACUGGGUCAGGAAGAUGUUGAAAAGGUCAGUGAAGACACUUGCCAGCUGGUCAGCGCAUGCUACAAGUCCUGGUAAUCUGUCUGGCAUCGCAGACUUGUGAAUGUUAACCCGUUUAAAGGUCUUACUCACAUUGGCUAUGAAAAGCGAAAUCACACAAGUCGUCCGGAACGGCUGGUGCUCUCAUGCAUGGUUCAGAGUCACUUACCUAGAGGCGAGCAUAGAAGGCAUUUCACUCUUCUGGUAGGCUCGUGUCACUGGGGCAACUAGCGGUUGCGAUUCCCUUUGUAAUCCUUGAUAGUUUUCAAGCCCUGCCACAUCCAACGAGCGUCAGAGCCGGUGUUGUAGGAUUCGAUCUUAGUCCUGUAUCGACGCUUUGCCUGUUUGAUAUCUCUUUGGAGGGCAUAGCAGGAUUUCUUAUCAGCAGCGUCCAGAUUAGUGUCCCGCUCACUGAAAGCGGCAGUUCUGUCCUUAAAUUCAGUGUGGAUGUUGCCUAUAAUCCAUGGCUUCUGGUUGGAAUAUGUACGUACGGUCACUGUGGGGAUGAUGUCGUCGAUGCUCUUAUUAAUGAAGCUGGUGACUGCUGUGGUAAACUCCUCAAUGCCAUCGGAUGAAUCGCGAAACGUAUUCCAGUCUGUGCUGAGAGAAACAGUCCUGUAGCUUUUUUAAACAUAUUUUCUCUGUCCCUUCUCCUCCAGGUCUCCAUAGUGAUCUGCACAGCCUUCAUCAUGGCGUGGUCUCCCUAUGCGGUGGUCUCCAUGUGGUCUGCCUGUGGUUACCACGUCCCCAACAUGACUUUGAUCUUCACCCGUCUCUUCGCUAAGUCCGCCUCCUUGUACAACCCCUUCAUCUACUUCGGAAUGAGUUCUAAGUUCCGUAAGGACGUCUUCGCGCUGUUGCCAUGUUACGGUGGCUCCGCCCACAAGGAAGUGGUCCGUCUCAAGAACUUCCAGGAGCUUAACGAGCUGAAGCCGAAAGACCAUCCCGAGGCCACGACCCUUUUUGUGCUUCCUGUGACCUCACUUCCUCUGCAGUCGAGAGAGGGGAAGUACAGCAAGGAAGAGAUGCUGCAGCCAGAGGGUCCCAUGGCUCAGGAUUCAGACUCAGGGGUGAACAGUCCAUCCCACACCCCACCUACUGCCAGUCAGGAGUCCCUCUACUACAUUCCCAAUGUACCCCUUACCCCCUUACCCAGCAUGCACUCUGAGACGCCA
Molecule: messenger RNA, 21459 nt
Organism: Coregonus sp. 'balchen'
Lineage: Eukaryota; Metazoa; Chordata; Actinopteri; Salmoniformes; Salmonidae
Source: the annotation of a GenBank genome assembly